AUGUUGAUGGAGAACUGUCCCAUCAUCAACAUCAAUAUUCGGAUUUGGCUCUUCUGGGGUUACCUCCGGCAGACCAAAUGGUUCAGUUAUCUGUUCGGUUGUAUUCCGGUUGCAAUUUUGAAUGUGUUUCAGUUUAUGAAUGUGUUGAAGAUGGCUUUUUCCGGUGAAGGCGACAUCGACAGUAUUACGAAAGAUGGUUUCUUUACGGUGUUGUAUUUCAAUUUGGUGCUCCGUACCGGCUGUUUAGUGAUCAAUCGACGAAAGUUUGAACGGUUUUUCGAGGGAAUAUCCGCCGAGUACGAGCAACUGGAGAAACACAGCAAUAUCCGGUCCAUCCUGGAUGCCAGAACCCGUCAGGCGAGGGUUCUGUCGAAGACAAACCUCUAUCUUGGAGCACUCAUGACCACUUGCUUUUCGCUCUAUCCGCUAUUCUCCGCCGAACGCGUCCUCCCGUACGGAGUCUUUAUACCGGGCAUUGAUGUGCACGCGACACCAAUUUACGAAAUUGUGUUUUUUCUGGAAUUUUAUCUUACGAUCCCGGCCUGCUGCAUGUACAUCCCGUUCACCAGCUUCUACUGCACGUGUUCGCAGUUCGGAUUAGUGCGGAUUGCAGCCCUGAAACAGUCUCUGCAGAAACUCCAUCAGCACAACUGGUCCGAGCAGGCGCUGAUUGCCAAAUUGAAACAGUGCCUGGAAUAUCACAAAGAAAUUAUCAAAUACGUGAGCGACCUUAACGAGUUGAUUGCGUACAUUUUUCUGCUGGAACUGCUCAUUUGCGGAACGAUGCUGUGUGCGCUUCUAUUUAUCCUGAACCUGAGUAACCAACUGACACAGAUAGCAAUGAUUUGUUCGUACCUUUUGACGCUCCUAUUGCAACUGUUCGCCCUCUACUGGCAUUCGAAUGAAAUUCGGGAACAGAGCCUGGAAAUUGGUGAUUGGCUCUACUACAACAGCGCUUGGCUCGAUUUUAGUGUCCCUGUCAAAAAAAUGAUUCUUUUGAUGAUUGCCCGCACACAGCGCCCAUUAGUGAUCAAGAAUGGAAAUGUUUACCCGAUGACGCUGGAAACGUUUCAAUCGUUAUUAAAUACUUCAUAUUCGUACUACACAAUCCUCCGGCGGGUAUACAAAUGAGGGCGAGAUUAAGCAUAAACGUUUUUUUUUUGCACAUUGUCAGUCACACUUUUUUUUGUUCGUGGAGGGAAAUCGACAUUCAAGGAAGGAACUCCAAUCAAGCGAAGAUUUUCGCCGCAAAUUGAGCAUGCAAAAUGAUGAUGGAUUUUGCUUUCAAUGGUAGAACCUUUACGAACCAUACGAUA
Messenger RNA from Malaya genurostris, 1316 nucleotides. RefSeq names its product odorant receptor Or2-like. Gene Ontology annotation, molecular function: odorant binding; olfactory receptor activity. Bases 1 to 1131 code for a protein of 376 amino acids. Gene Ontology annotation, cellular component: plasma membrane. The record is from RefSeq and is a predicted model, not a curated record. Gene Ontology annotation, biological process: sensory perception of smell; detection of chemical stimulus involved in sensory perception of smell. The transcript has 6 exons. Lineage: Eukaryota; Metazoa; Arthropoda; Insecta; Diptera; Culicidae.